CCCGCCCCAUUCUCCCACUUUCCAUCACCCCGCCCCAUUCUCCCGCUUUCCAUCACCCCGCCCCAUUCUCCCGCUUUCCAUCACCCCGCCCCAUUCUCCCUCUUUCCAUCACCCUGCCCCCUUCUCCCUCCUUACAUCACCCCGCCCCAUUCUCCCUCCUUCCAUCACCCCGCCCCAUUCUCCCGCUUUCCAUCACCCCGCCCCCUUCUCCCUCCUUCCAUCACCCUGCCCCAUUCUCCCUCCUUCCAUCACCCCGCCCCAUUCUCCCGCUUUCUAUCAUCCCACCCCAUUCUCCCGCUUUCCAUCACCCCGCCCCAUUUUCCCGCUUUCCAUCACCCUGCCCCAAUCUCCCGCUUUCCAUCACCCUGCCCCAAUCUUCCGCUUUCCAUCACCCCGCCCCAUUCUCCCUCCUUCCAUCACCCCGCCCCAUUCUCCCGCUUUCCAUCACCCCGCCCCAUUCUCCCGCUUUCCAUCACCCCGCCCCAUUCUCCCGCUUUCCAUCACCCCGCCCCAUUCUCCCGCUUUCCAUCAUCCCGCCCCAUUCUCCCUCCUUCCAUCACCCCGCCCAAUUCUCCCACUUUCCAUCAUCCCGCCCCAUUCUCCCUCCUUCCAUCACCCCGCCCCAUUCUCCCUCCUUCCAUCACCCCGCCCCAUUCUCCCGCUUUCCAUCACCCCGCCCCAUUCUCCCGCUUCCCAUAACCCCACCCCAUUCUCCCGCUUUCCAUCACCCCGCCACAUUCUCCGGCUUUCCAUCACCCCGUCCCAUUCUCCUUCCUUCCAUCACCCCGUCCCAUUCUCCUUCCUUCCAUCACCCCUCACCAUUCUCCCUCCUUCCAUCACCCCGCCCCAUUCUCCCGCUUUCCAUCACCCCGCCCCAUUCUCCCGCUUUCCAUCACCCCGCCCCAUUCUCCCGCUUUCCAUCACCCCGCCCCAUUCUCCCGCUUUCCAUCACCCUGCCCCCUUCUCCCUCCUUACAUCACCCCGCCCCAUUCUCCCUCCUUCCAUCACCCCGCCCCAUUCUCCCGCUUUCCAUCACCCCGCCCCCUUCUCCCUCCUUCCAUCACCCUGCCCCAUUCUCCCUCCUUCCAUCACCCCGCCCCAUUCUCCCGCUUUCCAUCAUCCCACCCCAUUCUCCCGUUUUCCAUCACCCCGCCCCAUUUUCCCGCUUUCCAUCACCCUGCCCCAAUCUCCCGCUUUCCAUCACCCUGCCCCAAUCUUCCGCUUUCCAUCACCCCGCCCCAUUCUCCCUCCUUCCAUCACCCCGCCCCAUUCUCCCACUUUCCAUCACCCCGCCCCAUUCUCCCGCUUUCCAUCACCCCGCCCCAUUCUCCCGCUUUCCAUCACCCCGCCCCAUUCUCCCGCUUUCCAUCAUCCCGCCCCAUUCUCCCUCCUUCCAUCACCCCGCCCAAUUCUCCCGCUUUCCAUCAUCCCGCCCCAUUCUCCCUCCUUCCAUCACCCCGCCCCAUUCUCCCUCCUUCCAUCACCCCGCCCCAUUCUCCCGCUUUCCAUCACCCCGCCCCAUUCUCCCGCUUCCCAUAACCCCACCCCAUUCUCCCGCUUUCCAUCACCCCGCCACAUUCUCCGGCUUUCCAUCACCCCCCCGCCCCAUUCUCCCGCUUUCCAUCAACCCGCCCCUUUCUCCCGCUUUCCAUCUCCCCGCCCCAUUCUCCCGCUUUCCAUCACCCAGCCCCAUUCUCCCGCUUUCCAUCACCCCGCCCCAUUUUCCCGCUUUCCAUCACCCUGCCCCAAUCUCCCGCUUUCCAUCACCCUGCCCCAAUCUUCCGCUUUCCAUCACCCCGCCCCAUUCUCCCUCCUUCCAUCACCCCGCCCCAUUCUCCCGCUUUCCAUCACCCCGCCCCAUUCUCCCGCUUUCCAUCACCCCGCCCCAUUCUCCCGCUUUCCAUCACCCCGCCCCAUUCUCCCGCUUUCCAUCACCCCGCCCCAUUCUCCCUCCUUCCAUCACCCCGCCCCAUUCUCCCGCUUUCCAUCAUCCCGCCACAUUCUCCCUCCUUCCAUCACCCCGCCCCAUUCUCCCUCCUUCCAUCACCCCGCCCCAUUCUCCCGCUUUCCAUCACCCCGCCCCAUUCUCCCGCUUUCCAUCACCCCGCCCCAUUCUCCCUCCUUCCAUCACCCCGCCCCAUUCUCCCGCUUUCCAUCAUCCCGCCCCAUUCUCCCUCCUUCCAUCACCCCGCCCCAUUCUCCCUCCUUCCAUCACCCCGCCCCAUUCUCCCGCUUUCCAUCACCCCGCCCCAUUCUCCCGCUUCCCAUAACCCCACCCCAUUCUCCCGCUUUCCAUCACCCCGCCACAUUCUCCGGCUUUCCAUCACCCCUUCCCAUUCUCCUUCCUUCCAUCACCCCGCCCCAUUCUCCCUCCUUCCAUCACCCCGCCCCAUUCUCCCGCUUUCCAUCAGCCCGCCCCAUUCUCCCACUUUCCAUCACCCCGCCCCAUUCUCCCGCUUUCCAUCACCCCGCCCCAUUCUCCCGCUUUCCAUCACCCCGCCCCAUUCUCCCGCUUUCCAUCACCCCGCCCCAUUCUCCUGCUUUCCAUCUCCCCGCCCCAUUCUCCCGCUUUUCAUCACCCCGCCCCAUUCUCCCGCUUUCCAUCACCCCGUCCCAUUCUCCCUCUUUCCAUCACCCCGCUCCAUUCUCCCGCUUUCCAUCACCCCGCCCUAUUCUCCCGCUUUCCAUCACCCCGCCCUAUUCUCCCGCUUUCCAUCACCCCGCCCCAUUCUCCCUCCUUCCAUCACCCCGCCCCAUUCUCCCGCUUUCCAUCACCUCGCCCCAUUCUCCCGCUUUCCAUCACCCCGCCCCGUUCGCCCGCUUUCCAUCACCCCGCCCAAUUCUCCCGCUUUCCAUCACCCCGCCCCAUUCUCCCGCUUUCCAUCACCCCACCCAAUUCUCCCGCUUUCCAUCACCCCGCCCCAUUCCCCUGCUUUCCAUCACCCCGCCCCAUUCUCCCGCUUUCCAUCACCCCGCCCCGUUCUCACGCUUUCCAUCACCCCGCCCAAUUCUCCCGCUUUCCAUCAGCCCGCCCCAUUCUCCUGCUUUCCAUCACCCCGCCCCAUUCUCCCACUUUCCAUCACCCCGCCCCAUUCUCCCUCCUUCCAUCACCCCGCCCAAUUCUCCGCUUCCCAUAACCCCAGCCCCAUCUCCCGCUUUCCAUCACCCCGCCACAUUCUCCCACUUUCCAUCACCCCGCCCCAUUCUCCCUCCUUCCAUCACCCCGCCCCAUUCUCCCUCCUUCCAUCACCCCGCCCCAUUCUCCCGCUUUCCAUCUCCCCGCCCCAUUCUCCCACUUUCCAUCACCCUGCCCCAUUCUCCCGCUUUCCAUCACCCCGCCCCAUUCUUCCGCUUCCCAUCAUCCCGCCCCAUUCCCCCGCUUUCCAUCACCCCUCCCCAUUCUCCCACUUUCCAUCACCCCGCCCCAUUCUUCUGCUUUCCAUCACCCCGCCCCAUUCUCCCGCUUUCCAUCACCCCACACCAUUCACCCGCUUUCCAUCACCCGCCCCAUCUCCCGCUUUCCAUCACCCCGCCCCAUUCUCCCGCUCUCCAUCAACCCGCCCCAUUCUCCCGCUUUUCAUCACCCCGCCCCAUUCUCCCGCUUUCCAACACCCCUCCCCAUUCUCCCGCUUUCCAUCACCCCGCCCCAUUCUCCCGCUUUCCAUCACCCCGCCCCAUUCUCCCGCUUUCCAUCACCCCGCCCCAUUCUCCGGCUUUCCAUCACCCCGGCCCAUUCUCCCUCCUUCCAUCACCCUGCCUCAUUCUCCCUCCUUCCAUCACCCCGCCCCAUGCUCCGGCUUUCCAUCACCCCGCCUCAUUCUCCCGCUUUCCAUCACCCAGCCCUAUUCUCCCGCAUUCCAUCACCCCGCCCCAUUUUCCCGCUUUCCAUCACCCCGCCCCGUUCUCCCGCUUUCCAUCACCCUUCCCCAAUCCCCCGCUUUCCAUCACCCCGCCCCAUUCUCCCUCCUUCCAUCACCCCGCCCCAUUCUCCCGCUUUCCAUCACCCCGCCCCAUUCUCCCGCUUUCCAUCGCCCCGCCCCAUUUUCCCGCUUUACAUCACCCCGCCCCAAUCUCCCGCUUUCCAUCACCCUGCCCCAAUCUUCUGCUUUCCAUCACCCCGCCCCAUUCUCCCGCUUUCCAUCACCCCGCCCCAUUCUCCCGCUUUCCAUCACCCCGCCCCAUUCUCCCGCUUUCCAUCACCCCGCCCCAUUCUCCCGCUUUCCAUCACCCCGCCCCAUUCUCCCGCUUUCCAUCACCACGCCCCAUUCUCCCGCUUUCCAUCACCCCGCCCCCUUCUCCCUCCUUCCACCACCCCGCACCAUUCUCCCUCCUUCCAUCACCCUGCCCCAUUCUCCCACUUUCCAUCAGCCCGCCCCAUUCUCCCGCUUUCCAUCAACCCGCCCCUUUCUCCCGCUUUCCAUCUCCCCGCCCCAUUCUCCCGCUUUCCAUCACCCAGCCCCAUUCUCUCGCUUUCCAUCACCCCGCCCCAUUUUCCCGCUUUCCAUCACCCUGCCCCAAUCUCCCGCUUUCCAUCACCCUGCCCCAAUCUUCCGCUUUCCAUCACCCCGCCCCAUUCUCCCUCCUUCCAUCACCCCGCCCCAUUCUUCCGCUUUCCAUCACCCCGCCCCAUUCUCCCGCUUUCCAUCACCCCGCCCCAUUCUCCCGCUUUCCAUCACCCCGCCCCAUUCUCCCGCUUUCCAUCACCCCGCCCCAUUCUCCCGCUUUCCAUCACCCCGCCCCAUUCUCCCUCCUUCCAUCACCCCGCCCCAUUCUCCCGCUUUCCAUCAUCCCGCCCCAUUCUCCCUCCUUCCAUCACCCCGCCCCAUUCUCCCUCCUUCCAUCACCCCGCCCCAUUCUCCCGCUUUCCAUCACCUCGCCCCAUUCUCCCGCUUCCCAUAACCCCACCCCAUUCUCCCGCUUUCCAUCACCCCGCCACAUUCUCCGGCUUUCCAUCACCCCGUCCCAUUCUCCUUCCUUCCAUCACCCCGCCCCAUUCUCCCUCCUUCCAUCAGCCCGCCCCAUUCUCCCGCUUUCCAUCAGCCCGCCCCAUUCUCCCACUUUCCAUCACCCCGCCCCAUUCUCCCGCUUUCCAUCACCCCGCCCCAUUCUCCUGCUUUCCAUCACCCCGCCCCAUUCUCCCGCUUUCCAUCACCCUGCCCCAUUCUCCCGCUUUCCAUCACCCCGCCCCAUUCUCCCUCCUUCCAUCACCCCGCCCCAUUCUCCCUCCUUCCAUCACCCCGCCCCAUUCUCCCGCUUUCCAUCAUCCCGCCCCAUUCUCCCUCCUUCCAUCACCCCGCCCCAUUCUCCCUUCUUCCAUCACCGCGCCCCAUUCCCGCCCCAUUCUCCCACUUUCCAUCACCCCGCCCCAUUCUCCCGCUUUCCAUCACCCCGCCCCAUUCUCCCGCUUUCCAUCACCCCGCCCCAUUCUCCCUCUUUCCAUCACCCUGCCCCCUUCUCCCUCCUUACAUCACCCCGCCCCAUUCUCCCUCCUUCCAUCACCCCGCCCCAUUCUCCCGCUUUCCAUCACCCCGCCCCCUUCUCCCUCCUUCCAUCACCCUGCCCCAUUCUCCCUCCUUCCAUCACCCCGCCCCAUUCUCCCGCUUUCCAUCAUCCCACCCCAUUCUCCCGCUUUCCAUCACCCCGCCCCAUUUUCCCGCUUUCCAUCACCCUGCCCCAAUCUCCCGCUUUCCAUCACCCUGCCCCAAUCUUCCGCUUUCCAUCACCCCGCCCCAUUCUCCCUCCUUCCAUCACCCCGCCCCAUUCUCCCGCUUUCCAUCACCCCGCCCCAUUCUCCCGCUUUCCAUCACCCCGCCCCAUUCUCCCGCUUUCCAUCACCCCGCCCCAUUCUCCCGCUUUCCAUCAUCCCGCCCCAUUCUCCCUCCUUCCAUCACCCCGCCCAAUUCUCCCACUUUCCAUCAUCCCGCCCCAUUCUCCCUCCUUCCAUCACCCCGCCCCAUUCUCCCUCCUUCCAUCACCCCGCCCCAUUCUCCCGCUUUCCAUCACCCCGCCCCAUUCUCCCGCUUCCCAUAACCCCGCCCCAUUCUCCCGCUUUCCAUCACCCCGCCACAUUCUCCGGCUUUCCAUCACCCCGUCCCAUUCUCCUUCCUUCCAUCACCCCGUCCCAUUCUCCUUCCUUCCAUCACCCCGCCCCAUUCUCCCUCCUUCCAUCACCCCGCCCCAUUCUCCCGCUUUCCAUCACCCCGCCCCAUUCUCCCGCUUUCCAUCACCCCGCCCCAUUCUCCCGCUUUCCAUCACCCCGCCCCAUUCUCCCGCUUUCCAUCACCCUGCCCCCUUCUCCCUCCUUACAUCACCCCGCCCCAUUCUCCCUCCUUCCAUCACCCCGCCCCAUUCUCCCGCUUUCCAUCACCCCGCCCCCUUCUCCCUCCUUCCAUCACCCUGCCCCAUUCUCCCUCCUUCCAUCACCCCGCCCCAUUCUCCCGCUUUCCAUCAUCCCACCCCAUUCUCCCGUUUUCCAUCACCCCGCCCCAUUUUCCCGCUUUCCAUCACCCUGCCCCAAUCUCCCGCUUUCCAUCACCCUGCCCCAAUCUUCCGCUUUCCAUCACCCCGCCCCAUUCUCCCUCCUUCCAUCACCCCGCCCCAUUCUCCCACUUUCCAUCACCCCGCCCCAUUCUCCCGCUUUCCAUCACCCCGCCCCAUUCUCCCGCUUUCCAUCACCCCGCCCCAUUCUCCCGCUUUCCAUCAUCCCGCCCCAUUCUCCCUCCUUCCAUCACCCCGCCCAAUUCUCCCGCUUUCCAUCAUCCCGCCCCAUUCUCCCUCCUUCCAUCACCCCGCCCCAUUCUCCCUCCUUCCAUCACCCCGCCCCAUUCUCCCGCUUUCCAUCACCCCGCCCCAUUCUCCCGCUUUCCAUCACCCCGCCCCAUUCUCCCGCUUUCCAUCACCCUGCCCCAUUCUCCCGCUUUCCAUCACCCCGCCCCAUUCUCCCGCUUUCCAUCACCCCGCCCCCUUCUCCCUCCUUCCACCACCCUGCCCCAUUCUCCCUCCUUCCAUCACCCCGCCCCAUUUUCCCGCUUUCCAUCAGCCCGCCCCAUUCUCCCGCUUUCCAUCAACCCGCCCCUUUCUCCCGCUUUCCAUCUCCCCGCCCCAUUCUCCCGCUUUCCAUCACCCAGCCCCAUUCUCCCGCUUUCCAUCACCCCGCCCCAUUUUCCCGCUUUCCAUCACCCUGCCCCAAUCUCCCGCUUUCCAUCACCCUGCCCCAAUCUUCCGCUUUCCAUCAACCCGCCCCAUUCUCCCUCCUUCCAUCACCCCGCCCCAUUCUCCCGCUUUCCAUCACCCCGCCCCAUUCUCCCGCUUUCCAUCACCCCGCCCCAUUCUCCCGCUUUCCAUCACCCCGCCCCAUUCUCCCGCUUUCCAUCACCCCGCCCCAUUCUCCCUCCUUCCAUCACCCCGCCCCAUUCUCCCGCUUUCCAUCAUCCCGCCACAUUCUCCCUCCUUCCAUCACCCCGCCCCAUUCUCCCUCCUUCCAUCACCCCGCCCCAUUCUCCCGCUUUCCAUCACCCCGCCCCAUUCUCCCGCUUUCCAUCACCCCGCCCCAUUCUCCCUCCUUCCAUCACCCCGCCCCAUUCUCCCGCUUUCCAUCAUCCCGCCCCAUUCUCCCUCCUUCCAUCACCCCGCCCCAUUCUCCCUCCUUCCAUCACCCCGCCCCAUUCUCCCGCUUUCCAUCACCCCGCCCCAUUCUCCCGCUUCCCAUAACCCCACCCCAUUCUCCCGCUUUCCAUCACCCCGCCACAUUCUCCGGCUUUCCAUCACCCCUUCCCAUUCUCCUUCCUUCCAUCACCCCGCCCCAUUCUCCCUCCUUCCAUCACCCCGCCCCAUUCUCCCGCUUUCCAUCAGCCCGCCCCAUUCUCCCACUUUCCAUCACCCCGCCCCAUUCUCCCGCUUUCCAUCACCCCGCCCCAUUCUCCCGCUUUCCAUCACCCCGCCCCAUUCUCCCGCUUUCCAUCACCCCGCCUCAUUCUACCUCCUUCCAUCACCCCGCCCCAUUCUCCCGCUUUCCAUCACCCCGCCCCAUUCUCCCGCUUUCCAUCAGCCCGCCCCAUUCUCCCACUUUCCAUCACCCCGCCACAUUCUCCGGCUUUCCAUCACCCCUUCCCAUUCUCCUUCCUUCCAUCACCCCGCCCCAUUCUCCCUCCUUCCAUCACCCCGCCCCAUUCUCCCGCUUUCCAUCAGCCCGCCCCAUUCUCCCACUUUCCAUCACCCCGCCCCAUUCUCCCGCUUUCCAUCACCCCGCCCCAUUCUCCCGCUUUCCAUCACCCCGCCCCAUUCUCCCGCUUUCCAUCACCCCGCCCCAUUCUCCCGCUUUCCAUCACCCUGCCCCAUUCUCCCUCCUUCCAUCACCCCGCCCCAUUCUCCCGCUUUCCAUCACCCCGCCCCAUUCUCCCGCUUUCCAUCACCCCGCCCCCUUCUCCCUCCUUCCAUCACCCCGCCCCAUUCUCCCGCUUUCCAUCACCCCGCCCCAUUUUCCCGCUUUCCAUCGCUCCGCCCCAUUAUCCCUCCUUGCAUCACCCCGCCCCAUUCUCCCUCCUUCCAUAACCCCGCCCCAUUCUCCCGCUUUCCAUCAGCCCGCCCCAUUCUCCCACUUUCCAUCACCCCGCCCCAUUCUCCUGGUUUCCAUCACCCCGCCCCAUUCUCCCGCUUUCCAUCACCCCGCCCCAUUCUCCCGCUUUCCAUCACCCCGCCACCUUCUCCCUCCUUCCAUCACCCCGCCCCAUUCUCCCUCCUUCCAUCACCCCGCCCCAUUCUCCCGCUUUCCAUCAACCCGCCCCAUUCUCCCGCUUUCCAUCACCCCGCCCCCUUCUCCCUUCUUCCAUCACCCCGCCCCAUUCUCCCUCCUUCCAUCACCCCGCCCCAUUCUCCCGCUUUCCAUCAUCCCGCCCCAUUCUCCCGCUUUCCAUCACCCCGCCCCAUUUUCCCGCUUUCCAUCACCCUGCCCCAAUCUCCCGCUUUCCAUCACCCUGCCCCAAUCUUCCGCUUUCCAUCACCCCGCCCCAUUCUCCCUCCUUCCAUCACCCCGCCCCAUUCUCCCGCUUUCCAUCACCCCGCCCCAUUCUCCCGCUUUCCAUCACCCCGCCCCAUUCUCCCGCUUUCCAUCACCCCGCCCCAUUAUCCCGCUUUCCAUCACCCCGCCCCAUUCUCCCGCUUUCCAUCACCCCGCCCCAUUCUCCCGCUUUCCAUCACCCCGCCUCAUUCUACCUCCUUCCAUCACCCCGCCCCAUUCUCCCUCCUUCCAUCACCCCGCCCCAUUCUCCCGCUUUCCAUCAACCCGCCCCAUUCUCCCGCUUUCCAUCACCCCGCCCCCUUCUCCCUCCUUCCAUCACCCCGCCCCAUUCUCCCGCUUUCCAUCACCCCGCCCCCUUCUCCCGCUUUCCAUCACCUCGCCCCCUUCUCCCUCCUUCCACCACCCCGCCCCAUUCUCCCUCCUUCCAUCACCCCGCCCCAUUUUCCCGCUUUCAAUCAGCCCGCCCCAUUCUCCCGCUUUCCAUCAACCCGCCCCUUUCUCCCGCUUUCCAUCUUCCCGCCCCAUUCUCCCUCCUUCCAUCACCCUGCCCCAUUCUCUCGCUUUCCAUCACCCCGCCCCAUUCUCCCGCUUUCCAUCACCCCGCCCCAUUUUCCCGCUUUCCAUCACUCCGCCCCAUUAUCCCUCCUUGAAUCACCCCGCCCCAUUCUCCCUCCUUCCAUAACCCCGCCCCAUUCUCCCGCUUUCCAUCAGCCCGCCCCAUUCUCCCACUUUCCAUCACCCCGCCGCAUUCUCCUGGUUUCCAUCACCCCGCCCCAUUCUCCCGCUUUCCAUCACCCCGCCCCAUUCUCCCGCUUUCCAUCACCCCGCCACCUUCUCCCUCCUUCCAUCACCCCGCCCCAUUCUCCCUCCUUCCAUCACCCCGCCCCAUUCUCCCGCUUUCCAUCAACCCGCCCCAUUCUCCCGCUUUCCAUCACCCCGCCCCCUUCUCCCUCCUUCCAUCACCCCGCCCCAUUCUCCCUCCUUCCAUCACCCCGCCCCAUUCUCCCGCUUUCCAUCAUCCCGCCCCAUUCUCCCGCUUUCCAUCACCCCGCCCCAUUUUCCCGCUUUCCAUCACCCUGCCCCAAUCUCCCGCUUUCCAUCACCCUGCCCCAAUCUUCCGCUUUCCAUCACCCCGCCCCAUUCUCCCUCCUUCCAUCACCCCGCCCCAUUCUCUCGCUUUCCAUCACCCCGCCCCAUUCUCCCGCUUUCCAUCACCCGCCCCAUUCUCCCGCUUUCCAUCACCCCGCCCCAUUCUCCCGCUUUCCAUCACCCCGCCCCAUUCUCCCGCUUUCCAUCACCCCGCCACCUUCUCCCUCCUUCCAUCACCCCGCCCCAUUCUCCCUCCUUCCAUCACCCCGCCCCAUUCUCCCGCUUUCCAUCAACCCGCCCCAUUCUCCCGCUUUCCAUCACCCCGCCCCCUUCUCCCUCCUUCCAUCACCCCGCCCCAUUCUCCCUCCUUCCAUCACCCCGCCCCAUUCUCCCGCUUUCCAUCAUCCCGCCCCAUUCUCCCGCUUUCCAUCACCCCGCCCCAUUUUCCCGCUUUCCAUCACCCUGCCCCAAUCUCCCGCUUUCCAUCACCCUGCCCCAAUCUUCCGCUUUCCAUCACCCCGCCCCAUUCUCCCUCCUUCCAUCACCCCGCCCCAUUCUCCCGCUUUCCAUCACCCCGCCCCAUUCUCCCGCUUUCCAUCACCCCGCCCCAUUCUCCCGCUUUCCAUCACCCCGCCCCAUUAUCCCGCUUUCCAUCACCCCGCCCCAUUCUCCCGCUUUCCAUCACCCCGCCCCAUUCUCCCGCUUUCCAUCACCCCGCCUCAUUCUACCUCCUUCCAUCACCCCGCCCCAUUCUCCCUCCUUCCAUCACCCCGCCCCAUUCUCCCGCUUUCCAUCAACCCGCCCCAUUCUCCCGCUUUCCAUCACCCCGCCCCCUUCUCCCUCCUUCCAUCACCCCGCCCCAUUCUCCCGCUUUCCAUCACCCCGCCCCCUUCUCCCGCUUUCCAUCACCUCGCCCCCUUCUCCCUCCUUCCACCACCCCGCCCCAUUCUCCCUCCUUCCAUCACCCCGCCCCAUUUUCCCGCUUUCAAUCAGCCCGCCCCAUUCUCCCGCUUUCCAUCAACCCGCCCCUUUCUCCCGCUUUCCAUCUUCCCGCCCCAUUCUCCCUCCUUCCAUCACCCUGCCCCAUUCUCUCGCUUUCCAUCACCCCGCCCCAUUCUCCCGCUUUCCAUCACCCCGCCCCAUUUUCCCGCUUUCCAUCACUCCGCCCCAUUAUCCCUCCUUGAAUCACCCCGCCCCAUUCUCCCUCCUUCCAUAACCCCGCCCCAUUCUCCCGCUUUCCAUCAGCCCGCCCCAUUCUCCCACUUUCCAUCACCCCGCCGCAUUCUCCUGGUUUCCAUCACCCCGCCCCAUUCUCCCGCUUUCCAUCACCCCGCCCCAUUCUCCCGCUUUCCAUCACCCCGCCACCUUCUCCCUCCUUCCAUCACCCCGCCCCAUUCUCCCUCCUUCCAUCACCCCGCCCCAUUCUCCCGCUUUCCAUCAACCCGCCCCAUUCUCCCGCUUUCCAUCACCCCGCCCCCUUCUCCCUCCUUCCAUCACCCCGCCCCAUUCUCCCUCCUUCCAUCACCCCGCCCCAUUCUCCCGCUUUCCAUCAUCCCGCCCCAUUCUCCCGCUUUCCAUCACCCCGCCCCAUUUUCCCGCUUUCCAUCACCCUGCCCCAAUCUCCCGCUUUCCAUCACCCUGCCCCAAUCUUCCGCUUUCCAUCACCCCGCCCCAUUCUCCCUCCUUCCAUCACCCCGCCCCAUUCUCUCGCUUUCCAUCACCCCGCCCCAUUCUCCCGCUUUCCAUCACCCGCCCCAUUCUCCCGCUUUCCAUCACCCCGCCCCAUUCUCCCGCUUUCCAUCACCCCGCCCCAUUCUCCCUCCUUCCAUCACCCCGCCCCAUUCUCCCGCUUUCCAUCAUCCCGCCCCAUUCUCCCUCCUUCCAUCACCCCGCCCCAUUCUCCCACCUUCCAUCACCCCGUCCCAUUCUCCCGCUUUCCAUCACUCCGCCCCAUUCUCCCUCCUUCCAUCAACCCGCCCCAUUCUCCCUCCUUCCAUCACCCCGCCCCAUUCUCCUGCUUUCCAUCACCCCGCCCUAUUCUCCCGCUUCCCAAAACCCCACCCCAUUCUCCCCGCUUUCCAUCACCCCGCCACAUUCUCCCGCUUUCUAUCACCCCGCCCCAUUCUCCCUCCUUCCAUCACCCCGCCCCAUUCUCCCGCUUUCCAUCACCCCGCCCCAUUCUCCCGAUUUCCAUCACCCCGCCCCAUUCUCCCGCUUUCCAUCACCCCGCCCCAUUCUCCCGCUUUCCAUCACCCCGCCCCAUUCUCCCUCUUUCCAUCAUCCCGCCCCAUUCUCCCUCCUUCCAUCACCCCGCCCCAUUCUUCCGCUUCCCAUCAUCCCGCCCCAUUCCCCCGCUUUCCAUCACCCCUCCCCAUUCUCCCUCCUUCCAUCACCCUGCCCCAUUCUCUCGCUUUCCAUCACCCCGCCCCAUUCUCCCGCUUUCCAUCACCCUGCCCCAUUUUCCCGCUUUCCAUCACUCCGCCCCAUUAUCCCUCCUUGCAUCACCCCGCCCCAUUCUCCCUCCUUCCAUCACCCCGCCCCAUUCUCCUGCUUUCCAUCACCCCGCCUCAUUCUCCCGCUUCCCAUAACCCCACCCCAUUCUCCCGCUUUCCAUCACCCCGCCACAUUCUCCCACUUUCCAUCACCCCGCCCCCUUCUCUCUCCUUCGAUCACCCCGCCCCAUUCUCCCUCAUUCCAUCACCCCGCCCCAUUCUCCUGCUUUCCAUCAGCCCGCCCCAUUAUCCCGCUUUCCAUCACCCCUCCCCUUUUUCCCGCUUUCCAUCUCCCCGCCCCAUUCUCCCGCUUUCCAUCACCCCGCCCCAUUCUCCCGCUUUCCAUCACCCCGCCCCAUUCUUCCGCUUCCCAUCAUCUCGCCCCAUUCCCCCGCUUUCCAUCACCCCUCCCCAUUCUCCCUCCUUCAAUCACCCCGCCCCAUUCUCUCGCUUUCCAUCACCCCGCCCCAUUCUCCCGCUUUCCAUCACGCCGCCCCAUUCUCCCGCUUUCCAUCACCCCGCCCCAUUCUCCCUCCUUCCAUCACCCCGCCCCAUUCUCCCGCUUUCCAUCACCCCGCCCCAUUCUCUCUCCUUCCAUCACCCCGCCCCAUUCUCCCUCAUUCCAUCACCCCGCCCCAUUCUCCCGCUUUCCAUCACCCAGCCCCAUUCUCCCGCUUCCCAUAACCCCACCCCAUUCUCCUGCUUUCCAUCACCCCGCCACAUUUUCCCACUUUCCAUCACCCCGCCCCCUUCUCUCUCCUUCCAUCACCCCGCCCCAUUCUCCCUCCUUCCAUCACCCCGCCCCAUUCUCCCGCUUUCCAUCAGCCCGCCCCAUUCUCCCGCUUUCCAUCAUCCCGCCCCUUUCUCCCGCUUUCCAUCUCCCCGCCCCAUUCUCCCGCUUUCCAUCACCCCGCCCCAUUCUCCCGCUUUCCAUCACCCCGCCCCAUUCUUCCGUUUCCCAUCAUCCCGCCCCAUUCCACCGCUUUACAUCACCCCUCCCCAUUCUCCCUCCUUCCAUCACCCCGCCCCAUUCUUCCGCUUUCCAUCACCCGCCCCAUUCUCCCGCUUUCCAUCACCUCGCCCCAUUCUCCCGCUUUCCAUAACCCGGCCCCAUUCUUCUGCUUUCCAUCACCCCGCCCCAUUCUCCCGCUUUCCAUCACCCCGCCCCAUUCUCCCUCCUUCCAUCACCCUGCCCCAUUCUCCCUCCUUCCAUCACCCCGCCCCAUUCUCCCGCUUUCCAUCACCCCGCCACAUUCUCCCGCUUUCUAUCACCCCGCCCCAUUCUCCCUCCUUCUAUCACCCCGCCCCAUUCUCCCGAUUUCCAUCACCCCGCCCCAUUCUCCCGCUUUCCAUCAUCCCGCCCCAUUCUCCCUCCUUCCAUCACCCCGCCCCAUUCUCCCGCUUUCCAUCACUCCGCCCCAUUCUCCCUCCUUCCAUCACCCCGCCCCAUUCUCCCUCCUUCCAUCACCCCGCCCCAUUCUCCCGCUUUCCAUCACCCCGCCCCAAUCUCCUGCUUCCCAUAACCCCACCCCAUUCUCCCGCUUUCCAUCUCCCCGCCCCAUUCUCCCGCUUUCCAUCACCCCGCCCCAUUCUCCCGCUUUCCAUCAACCCGCCCCAUUCUUCCGCUUCCCAUCGUCCCGCCCCAUUCCCCCGCUUUCCAUCACCCCUCCCCAUUCUCCCUCCUUCCAUCACCCUGCCCCAUUCUCUCGCUUUCCAUCACCCCGCCCCAUUCUCCCGCUUUCCAUCACGCCGCCCCAUUCUCCCGCUUUCCAUCAGCCCGCCCCAUUCUCCCGCUUUCCAUCACCCCGCCCCAUUCUCCCGCUUUCCAUCACCCCGCCCCAUUCUCCCGCUUUCCAUCACCCCGCCCCAUUCUCCCGCUUUCCAUCACCCCGCCCCAUUCUUCCGCUUCCCAUCAUCCUGCCCCAUUCCACCGCUUUCCAUCACCCCUCCCCAUUCUCCCUCCUUCCAUCACCCCGCCCCAUUCUCCCGCUUUCCAUCACCCCGCCCCAUUCUCCCUCCUUCCAUCACCCCGCCCCAUUCUCCCUCCUUCCAUCAUCCCGCCCCAUUCUCCCGCUUUCCAUCACCCCGCCCCAUUCUCCCGCUUCCCAUAACCCCACCCCAUUCUCCCGCUUUCCAUCACCCCGCCACAUUCUCCCGCUUUCUAUCACCCCGCCCCAUUCUCCCUCCUUCCAUCACCCCGCCCCAUUCUCCCGCUUUCCAUCACCCCGCCCCAUUCUCCCGCUUUCCAUCAUCCCGCCCCAUUCUCCCUCCUUCCAUCACCCCGCCCCAUUCUUCCGCUUCCCAUCAUCCCGCCCCAUUCCCCCGCUUUCCAUCACCCCUCCCCAUUCUCCCUCCUUCCAUCACCCCGCCCCAUUCUCUCGCUUUCCAUCACCCCGCCCCAUUCUCCCGCUUUCCAUCACCCCGCCCCAUUCUCUCGCUUUCCAUCACUCCGCCCCAUUAUCCCUCCUUCCAUCACCCCGCCCCAUUCUCCCUACUUCCAUCACCCCGCCCCAUUCUCCCGCUUUCCAUCACCCCGCCUCAUUCUUCCGCUUCCCAUAACCCCACCCCAUUCUCCCGCUUUCCAUCACCCCGCCACAUUCUCCCACUUUCUAUCACCCUGCCCCCUUCUCUCUCCUUCCAUCACCCCGCCCCAUUCUCCCUCCUUCCAUCACCCUGCCCCAUUCUCCCGCUUUCCAUCAGCCCGCCCCAUUCUCCCGCUUUCCAUCACCCCUCCCCUUUCUCCCACUUUCCAUCUCCCCGCCCCACUCUCCCGUUUUCCAUCACCCCGCCCCAUUCUCCUGCUUUCCAUCACCCCGCCCCAUUCUUCCGCUUCCCAUCAUCCCGCCCCAUUCCCCCGCUUUCCAUCACCCUCCCCAUUCUCCCUCCUUCCAUCACCCCGCCCCAUUCUCUCGCUUUCCAUCACCCCGCCCCAUUCUCCCGCUUUCCAUCACCCCGACCCAUUCUCCCGCUUUCCAUCACCCCGCCCCAUUCUCCCUCCUUCCAUCACCCCGCCCCAUUCUCCCACUUUCCAUCACCCCGCCCCAUUCUCCCUCCUUCCAUCACCCCGCCCCAUUCUCCCUCAUUCCAUCACCCUGCUCCAUUCUCCCGCUUUCCAUCACCCCGCUCCAUUCUCCCGCUUCCCAUAACCCCACCCCAUUCUCCCGCUUUCCAUCACCCCGCCACAUUUUCCCACUUUCCAUCACCCCGCCCCCUUCUCUCUCCUUCCAUCACCCCACCCCAUUCUCCCUCCUCCUGUCAACCCGCCCCAUUCUCCCGCUUUCCAUCAGCCCGCCCCAUUCUCCCGCUUUCCAUCACCCCGCCCCUUUCUCCCGCUUUCCAUCUCCCUGCCCCAUUCUCCCGCUUUCCAUCACCCAGCCCCAUUCUCCCGCUUUCCAUCACCCCGCCCCAUUUUCCCGCUUUCCAUCACCCCGCCCAAAAUAUCGCUUUCCAUCACCCUGCCCCAAUCUCCCGCUUUCCAUCACCCCACCCGAUUCUCCCUCCUUCCAUCACCCCGCCCCAUUCUCCCACUUUCCAUCACCCCGCCCCAUUCUCCCCCUUUCCAUCACCCAGCCUCAUUCUCCCGCUUUCCAUCACCCCGCCCCAUUUUCACGCUUUCCAUCACCCCGCCCCAUUCUCCCGCUUUCCAUCACCCCGCCCUAUUCUCCCUCCUUCCAUCACCCCGCCCCAUUCUCCCGCUUUCCAUCACCCCCCUCUUUCUCCCUCUUUCCAUUACCCCGCCCCAUUCUCCCGCUUUCCAUCACCCCGCCCCAUUCUCCCGCUUUCCAUCACCCCGCCCCAUUCUCCCUCCUUCCAUCUCCCCGCCCCAUUCUCCCGCUUUCCAUCACCCCGUCCCAUUCUCCCUCCUUCCAUCACCCCGCCCCAUUCUCCCUCCUUCCAUCACCCCGCCCCAUUCUCCCUCAUUCCAUCACCCUGCCCCAUUCUCCCGCUUUCCAUCACCCCGCCCCAUUCUCCCGCUUCCCAUAACCCCACCCCCUUCUCCCGCUUUCCAUCACCCCGCCACAUUCUCCCGCUUUCUAUCACCCCGCCCUAUUCUCCCUCCUUCCAUCACCCCGCCCCAUUCUCCCGCUUUCCAUCACCCCGCCCCAUUCUCCCGCUUUCCAUCAUCCCGCCCCAUUCUCCCUCCUUCCAUCACCCCGCCCCAUUCUCCCGCUUUCCAUCACUCCGCCCCAUUCUCCCUCCUCCCAUCACCCCGCCCCAUUCUCCCCCCUUCCAUCACCCCGCCCCAUUCUCCCGCUUUUCAUCACCCCGCCCCAUUCUCCCGCUUCCCAUAACCCCACCGUAUUCUCCCGCUUUCCAUCACCCCGCCACAUUCUCCCACUUUCCAUCACCCCGCCCCCUUCUCUCUCCUUCCAUCACCCCGCCCCAUUCUCCCUCCUUCCAUCACCCCGCCCCAUUCUCCCGCUUUCCAUCACCCCGCCCCAUUCUCCCUCCUUCCAUCACCCCGCCCCAUUCUCUCGCUUUCCAUCACCCCGCCCCAUUCUCCCGCUUUCCAUCACCCCGCCCCAUUCUCCCGCUUUCCAUCAUCCCGCCCCAUUCUCCCUCCUUCCAUCACCCCGCCCCAUUCUCCCGCUUUCCAUCACUCCGCCCCAUUCUCCCUCCUUCCAUCACCCCGCCCCAUUCUCCCUCAUUCCAUCACCCUGCCCCAUUCUCCCGCUUUCCAUCACCCCGCCCCAUUCUCCCGCUUCCCAUAACCCCACCCCAUUCUCCCGCUUUCCAUCAGCCCGCCCCGUUCUCCCGCUUUCCAUCACCCCUCCCAUUUCUCCCACUUUCCAUCUCCCCGCCCCAUUCUCCCGCUUUCCAUCACCCCGCCCCCCCAUUCUUCCUCCUUCCAUCACCCCGCCCCAUUCUCCGGCUUUCCAUCACCCCGCCCCAUUCUCCCUCCUUCCAUCACCCCGCCCCAUUCUCCCUCAUUCCAUCACCCCGCCCCAUUCUCCCGCUUUCCAUCACCCCGCCCCAUUCUCCCGCUUCCCAUAACCCCACCCCAUUCUCCCGCUUUCCAUCACCCCGCCAAAUUUUCCCAGUUUCCGUCACCCCGCCCCCUUCUCUCUCCUUCCAUCACCCCGCCCCAUUCUCCCUCCUUCCAUCACCCCGCCCCAUUCUCCUGCUUUCCAUCAGCCCGCCCCAUUCUCCCGCUUUCCAUCACCCCGCCCCAUUCUCCCUCCUUCCAUCACCCCGCCCCAUUCUCCCGCUGUCCAUCACCCCGCCCCAUUCUCCCGCUUCUCAUAACCCCACUCCAUUCUCCCGCUUUCCAUCACCCCGCCACAUUCUCCCGCUUUCUAUCACCGCGCCCCAUUCUCCCUCCUUCCAUCACCCCGCCCCAUUCUCCUGCUUUCCAUCACCCCGCCCCAUUCUCCCGAUUUCCAUCACCCCGCCCCAUUCUCCCGCUUUCCAUCACCCCGCCCUAUUCUCCCGCUUUCCAUCACCCCGCCCCAUUCUCCCGCUUUCCAUCAUCCCGCCCCAUUCUCCCUCCUUCAAUCACCCCACCCCAUUCUUCCGCUUCCCAUCAUUACGCCCCAUUCCUCCACUUUCCAUCACCCCUCCCCAUUCUCCCUCCUUCCAUCACCCCGCCCCAUUCUCUCGCUUUCCAUCACCCCGCCCCCAUUCUCCGGCUUUCCAUCACCCCACCCCAUUCUCCCGCUUUCCAUCACUCCGCCCCGUUAUCCCUCCUUCCAUCACCCUGCCCCAUUCUCACUCCUUCCAUCACCCCGCCCCAUUCUCCCGCUGUCCAUCACCCCGCCUCAUUCUCCCGCUUUUCAUAACCCCACCCCAUUCUCCCACUUUCCAUCAUCCUGCCACAUUCUCCCACUUUCUAUCACCCCGCCCCCUUCUCUCUCCUUCUAUCACCCCGCCCCGUUCUCCCUCCUUCCAUCACCCUGCCCCAUUCUCCCGCUUUCCAUCAGCCCGCCCCAUUCUCCCGCUUUCCAUCACCCCUCCUCUUUCUCCCGCUUUCCAUCUCCCCGCCCCAUUCUCCCGCUUUCCAUCACCCCGCCCCAUUCUCCUGCUUUCGAUCACCCCGCCCCAUUCUUCCGCUUCCCAUCAUCCCGCCCCAUUCUCCCGCUUUUCCAUCACCCCUCCCCAUUCUUAA
This is a messenger RNA of Closterium sp. NIES-65, 18703 nucleotides long. The record is from the annotation of a GenBank genome assembly. Lineage: Eukaryota; Viridiplantae; Streptophyta; Zygnematophyceae; Desmidiales; Closteriaceae.